Messenger RNA from Wasmannia auropunctata (little fire ant), 2269 nucleotides. RefSeq names its product acetyl-CoA acetyltransferase, mitochondrial (gene Acat1). The transcript has 8 exons. The record is from RefSeq and is a predicted model, not a curated record. NCBI's taxonomy places the organism in Eukaryota, Metazoa, Arthropoda, Insecta, Hymenoptera, Formicidae. The coding region runs from base 612 to 1853 and encodes 413 amino acids. Gene Ontology annotation, molecular function: acetyl-CoA C-acetyltransferase activity. Gene Ontology annotation, biological process: fatty acid beta-oxidation.
GCAUAUUUGUGUGUGUUUAUUAUAUUUAUGUAUACGAAGUAUAUUCAUUAUACGAUGCAUUUAGUGCUACGAUUAUUGAACGCUACAUCCGAUUGACCAAUCAGGAUACAAAAAUCUACCCUUCCGACAGUUUCGAAGCGUUUGAUUGGCAACCCGCUCUUUAAUUUUAAAGAUUGUUUUUUACGUUUUAAAAAAGAUUGUUUUUUUUUUUCCAAUUAAAUAUACGCACACGUGUAUAAAUACAUAUAGCUUUGUAAUAAAGCUUAGGAGGGAAGAAGAGAAAUGAUUGGAACGGAAAAAAUUCAAUGACAAAGAACAGACCACCUGAAUAUUUCAGCCGUAAUAUGAAAACAAUAUUUAAAAUAUAUUUAUUGACCUUGAAAAACGAGAAAUAGAGCAAUAAAGAUAUGAUCUUUCUAAGAAAUAUAGGCACGACGAGCGUCACAAAUGAUCGCAAAUUUAUACACAUGUUUGCGGAGAGGGCAAAGGUGAAAUACGAAUAUACCUAACCUAAUCAAGAAACGUCAUUCAGUGCUGAUAGAGUCGAGAUAGUGGCUGUACAUAUUAGCUAGGAUAUUUCUUUUUUCAAGAAAAGAUAUUAAUUGUUUACUAUGGCGACCAUAACGAGAUUGACUAAAAUGAAUUUCGUGAGCAGGCGUUUAUACAGUUCCAAAGUCAAAUUAAAUGAUGUUGUAAUAGUCAGUGCCGUUCGCACCCCAAUGGGCUCGUUUCUUGGAUCUCUAUCGAGCAUGUCAGCUACUAAGCUUGGUGCGGUAGCUGUGCAAGCAGCUAUUGAAAGAGCUGGUAUAGCCAAAGAACAAGUUAAAGAGGUAUAUUUGGGCAAUGUUUGUCAAGGGUUUUUAGGUCAAGCGCCAGCGAGACAGGCUACAUUAUUCGCAGGACUUCCAAAAUCAACGAUAUGUACAACGGUGAACAAAGUUUGCGCAAGUGGCAUGAAGAGUGUCAUGCUGGCUUCUCAAUCUCUGCAGUGCGGCCAUCAAGAAAUCGUUCUAGCCGGUGGUAUGGAAUCUAUGUCUAAUGUGCCAUAUUAUUUAGCACGUGGCGAAACGUCGUACGGCGGAGUUAAACUCGAGGAUGGCAUUGUGUUCGACGGACUGACUGAUGUUUACAAUAAAUGUCACAUGGGUAACUGCGCCGAAAACACGGCUAAGAAACUCAAUAUCACUCGUCAGCAACAGGAUGAAUACGCUAUCAGCAGUUACAAACGCAGCGCGGCAGCUUAUGAUAGCAAUGUAUUUAAAGACGAGCUUGUGCCCGUUAGCGUGCCUCAAAAGAAGGGCAAACCGGACGUAAGUUUCACUGCGGACGAGGAAUACAAGAGAGUCAACUUCGAGAAGUUUGGCAAAUUGAGUACAGUUUUCCAGAAAGAGAACGGUACAGUGACAGCUGGAAAUGCGUCCACUCUAAAUGAUGGUGCUGCCGCUUUGGUCCUAAUGACCAGUGACGCUGCUCAAAGACUGAAUCUCAAGCCUCUGGCUAGAGUUGUCGCUUUUCAGGAUGCGGCAACGGAUCCUAUAGAUUUCCCGAUCGCGCCGGCUCUCGGGGUGCCAUCGCUACUUCAAAAUGCUGGAGUUAACAAGAAUGAUAUAGCUCUGUGGGAGAUCAACGAAGCAUUCAGCGUUGUGGUUGUGGCAAAUCAGAAAUUACUCGACAUCGAUCCUGCCAAGGUAAAUGUUCACGGUGGCGCCGUUUCGCUUGGACAUCCCAUAGGCAUGUCGGGAGCGCGUAUCGUAGUACACUUGGUGCACGCUCUCAAAGCUGGGGAAAAGGGCGUAGCAUCGAUCUGCAACGGGGGCGGCGGUGCGUCAUCGAUCCUGAUUGAGAAAUUGUAAGUUCGCAAAUUAUCACACGGCUGCCAUUUCGGUUUGCACGAAGCGGACGAUCUGUCUUUAUGAUUGACAACAUAAGUCCAGUAUAAAAAAAAAGCAUUAAUUUUUAUACAAUUAAUUUUUAUAUUACGAAACUGUAUGCUGUUACAGAGAUAUUAUAGAAAAAUGAUAUUGUAAAAGCUUCGGCUUUUCGUAUUCGUACAAGUAAGACUAUUAUUGUUAUGUAAGGUACUUUACAUUUUUCUAUGAUAUAUUUUCUAUGAUACAUAUAUGUACAUAUAACAACUCAAACCAACGCACGAAAGUGUAUCAAGAAAAAUAUUUUUUUACUGUAUACCUAUUUUAUUGCUGUUCAAAGCAUAUCUCGUUGCAUUACUUUGUUAUAUGAAUAUACAGAAAUAAACUCUUUUACAUUGGCA